Leptosomus discolor (cuckoo roller) is the source of this 1157-nucleotide messenger RNA. It is a transcript of the gene AGA, whose product is annotated as aspartylglucosaminidase. Gene Ontology annotation, biological process: protein deglycosylation. Gene Ontology annotation, molecular function: N4-(beta-N-acetylglucosaminyl)-L-asparaginase activity. Lineage: Eukaryota; Metazoa; Chordata; Aves; Leptosomiformes; Leptosomidae. The record is from RefSeq and is a predicted model, not a curated record. Gene Ontology annotation, cellular component: lysosome; cytoplasm.
AUGGCGGUCGCGCCUCUCCUGCUCGUCGUGUUGCAGCUGGCGGGCGCCGCCUCAGCCGCCGCCCUGCCCGUAGUCAUCAACACCUGGGCGUUUAGGAAGGCCGCAGAGACAGCUUGGAGAGUAUUACAAUCGGGAGGUUCCGAGCUGGAUGCGGUUGAGAGAGGCUGUGGUCAGUGUGAGAUUGACCAAUGUGAUGGGAGCGUGGGAUAUGGAGGAAGCCCAGAUGAAAGUGGAGAAACAACACUGGAUGCAAUGAUUAUGGAUGGCAACUCUAUGGAAGUUGGGGCAGUUGCAGAUCUCAGGCACAUAAAAAAUGCCAUUGGUGUAGCACGAAAGGUCAUUGAAUACACUAAACAUACAUUAUUAGUGGGAGAGUCAGCCUCCCUGUUUGCUGUAAGAAUGGGGUUUCCAUAUGAAGAUUUAACUACCCAAAAUUCUCUUUCGGAGUAUUCGAAGUGGCUCAAUGAAAGCUGUCAGCCAAACUACUGGAAGAAUGUGGUACCAGACUCUUCAAAAUCCUGUGGACCAUACAAACGGCCUGAAAAAGUAACUUAUAAAGAAGAACAGACCAUCUCACAAAGAAGCGUUCAUAAUCAUGAUACUAUUGGUAUGGUUGUAAUUGGUGGGAGCGGAACUGUUGCUUCUGGGACGUCUACUAAUGGUGCAGCCCACAAAAUUCCAGGCCGUGUAGGUGAUUCUCCAAUAGCUGGAGCAGGAUCCUAUGCGGAUAGUACAGCCGGAGGAGCUGCAGCCACUGGGGAUGGUGACAUCAUGAUGCGCUUCUUGCCCAGUUAUCAAGCUGUGGAGUAUAUGAGGAUGGGAACAGACCCAGCAGUUGCCUGUCAGAAAGUUAUUUCCAGAAUCCAGAAGUAUGCUCCAAAGUUCUUUGGUGCUGUUAUAUGUGCCAAUACAACUGGAAGUUAUGGUGCUGCAUGUAAUAAAAUUCCAGGAUUCACUCAGUUUCACUUCAUGGUUUCUAGCCCUUUGCUAAGCCAGCCAACUGAGCAAGUAGUAGAUUGCAUUUAAUUCUUUCUGUCCUAUUGAUGUCUAAACUAAGAGGAGGAAAGUGCUAAGGUUACCCAGGUGUUACUGGUUAAAAAGGUUGUUCACUUUCAUUGUUUCAUAACUAUGUGAACAAAUACAAAGGUAUGUUGAUG